This is a messenger RNA of Boleophthalmus pectinirostris (great blue-spotted mudskipper), 2053 nucleotides long. Its product is annotated as VRK serine/threonine kinase 2. Gene Ontology annotation, molecular function: ATP binding; protein serine/threonine kinase activity. The transcript has 15 exons. Gene Ontology annotation, biological process: peptidyl-serine phosphorylation; signal transduction. The coding region runs from base 149 to 2053 and encodes 634 amino acids. Gene Ontology annotation, cellular component: cytoplasm; nucleus. NCBI's taxonomy places the organism in Eukaryota, Metazoa, Chordata, Actinopteri, Gobiiformes, Gobiidae. The record is from RefSeq and is a predicted model, not a curated record.
GAGGCUGGAGUAGGAGGGGCGUGUUCCCGGAAGAGUUUGCUUGUGUUGUGAUUGUCUUGUAAAAGGUCCACCGGAGCUUUACACAUUUAAUUUGACUCCGACAGACACUGAGGACUGCGCCGGCGUGUUUCCGAGUUUGCUGGUUUCCAUGGCGCCCACAAAGAAAUGCACCCUGCCCAAACCUUUACCUGAAGGCUUCAUCCUCACAGACACAGAGCCGAAGAGCUGGAGGCUGGGCCGGAUCAUCGGACAGGGAGGGUUCGGACUCAUCUACCUCGCUUCUCCAGAUGUGGAGCGGCCUGUUUCUGCUGACUCCCAGUUUGUGGUCAAAGUGGAAUAUCUGGAGAAUGGGCCUUUGUUUUGUGAGCUCAAGUUUUACCAGAGAGCGGCCAAGAAGGACAUGAUUCAGAAAUGGAUGAAGACUAAGCGACUGGACUUCUUGGGGAUUCCGACUUACUGGGGCUCAGGACAGGCCCAGUACAACGACCUCAGGUAUCGCUUCAUGGUCUUGGACCGUCUGGGCUGUGACCUGCAGAAGAUUUGCAACCAAAAUGGAGGUGUGUUCAAACCCGACACAGUUCUGCAGCUCGGGACCAGACUGGUGGAUGUGUUGGAGUUUAUCCAUGAAAACGAGUACGUCCACAGCGACAUUAAGGCCGCCAAUCUACUGCAGGGGCACAGGGACCCACACCAGGUUUACCUGGCAGACUACGGCCUGUGUUACAGAUACUGCCCAGAUGGAGUACACAAAGAGUACAAAGAGAACCCUAAAAAAGGCCAUGACGGGACCAUAGAGUACACCAGCCUGGACGCGCACAGAGGAGUGGCCCCGUCGCGGCGCAGUGACCUGCAGAUCCUGGGCUUCUGUCUGCUGCACUGGCUCUGUGGAAAACUGCCCUGGGAGCGUCUGCUCCACAACCCGGGGCAAGUCCAGGAGGCCAAGACCAGAUUUCUGCAGAAUCUGCCUCAGUCUGUGUCGGAGCUGUCGUCCAGCCGAGCCGGAACAGAUGAAGUGGCGUCCUUCCUCCACUAUGUGCAGUUGUUAAACUAUGAGGACAAACCGAACUAUCAGCUCCUCAGAGGAAUCCUCAACUGCUCUGGAUCGAGACUGGACUUAGCCCCGCCCCUCAGACCUGCUCCAAAGUCCAAGUCCAAACCUGAGGAACCAGCACCAAGGAACAAGAAAACAGGAAGAGGCCGCUGUGAGUCCAGAGCUGAGACGAUGGAAGUAGAUGAAGAAGAGGAAGAAGAGCAGAGGAGGAAGCCCAAACAGAUCGACCCCAAAUAUUUAAGAGGACCUCCCAUCUCCAAACCAAAACAGUCCAGAGCUGAGGCCAUGGAGGUGGAUGAAGAACAGGAGGAAGAGGAGCAGAGGAGGAAGGCCAAACAGAUUGACCCCAAAUAUAUAUGGGGACCCCCCGUCUCCAAACCACAAAAGACUGAAGGACGAGUUUUACCGGCCCGAUCAGUGCGGCUCAAAUCCAAACCAUACCCUGUAGAUGACGAUGAUGAAGAAGAGGAGGAAGAGGAGGAGCAGAGACCAGGGCAUAUUGCUGCGUGUCACCAAAGAAGAGCACCAAUCAGAGCCAGAGACCUCAACACACAGCAGAAACUGAGGACUCCAGACAGACGUCCAACAUGGCGGCGAGACACAGCGGCUCAAAACGCCAUCAACCACAUCUUUUACAGCGACGAACACUCACGAAGAGAACAAAUGGAACAUUUCAGACGCUACAUGGAGUUUCUAGGAACGAGUCCUCCACCCAGAACUGUUCCCACGUGCUCUGACCAGACGGGGGCGCUCUGCUGGCUGCGGGCUGGACUCUGCUGGCUGCGGGCUGGACUCUGCUGGCUGCGGGCUGGACUCUGCUGGCUGCGGGCUGGACUCUGGUGGCUCGGGGCUGGACUCUGGUGGCUCGGGGCUGGACUCUGGUGGCUCGGGGCUGGACUCUGGUGGCUCGGGGCUGGACUCUGGUCGUGGAGGUUUUGUGUUUUUGCUUUAACCGUUUUGCUUUUUUUCAUUUUUAAAUUCACUUCUGUGCUGCCAUUUUGA